GGGGAGCGGUUUUCGGCUGAGGGUCGUGUCGGGAGGCUCAGGCACAGCGUGGACAGCUGCUGCGCGGGGUCCUUCCGUGCUGGCCGGUGAUACAGGAGGUGCUGACGACGGAGAAUGGGGCGUUCUUCCAAGGAUAAGAGGGACAUCUACUACCGCAUCGCCAAGCAGGAAGGCUGGCGCGCACGCAGUGCCUUCAAGCUCCUGCAGCUCGAUGAGGAGUACGCUCUCUUUGAAGGUGUCUGCAAGGCAGUAGAUCUGUGUGCUGCACCUGGUAGCUGGAGUCAAGUCCUGAGCCGCAAACUCAAAGGGAAGAGUGGAGAUGGUCUGGAUACCAAAAUCGUCGCUGUAGAUCUCCAGGCAAUGGCCCCCCUCCCUGAUGUCAUCCAGAUCCAGGGAGACAUCACUAAGGUCUCCACUGCCCAGGAAAUCAUCAGGCAUUUCGAGGGAGAGGCUGCGGAUCUGGUGGUUUGCGAUGGAGCCCCAGACGUCACCGGUCUUCAUGACAUUGACGAAUACAUCCAGGCUCAGCUUCUGCUUGCGGCCUUAAACAUCACCACUCACGUGCUGAAACCCGGAGGGACCUUUGUGGCAAAGAUCUUCCGCGGGAAGGACGUCACCCUCCUGUACUCCCAGCUCCGCCUGUUCUUCAGCGACGUCACCUGCGCCAAACCGCGGAGCAGCCGCAACUCGAGCAUUGAGGCGUUUGUCGUUUGCCGGGGUUACGCACCUCCCCCCGGCUACGUGCCCAAUAUGUCGAACCCGCUCCUCGACCACUGCUACGAUGUGGACUUCAACCAGCUGGAGGGUGCCAACAGGGUCAUCGUGCCCUUCCUGGCCUGCGGUGACCUCAGUGCCUACGACUCCGACAAGACCUACCCCCUCCAGCUCCAGCCCGGCCAGGAAUACACCUACAUUCCCCCGACACAGCCACCCAUCCGACCCCCCUACCAGGAGGCCUGCUACCUCAAGAAGAACAACUUGCUGGCUGCUCACCAGGCCCCCACGCCCGAGCACACGAUGACCAAGGCACUGGACAGCUUGUGUGUGACCGAGGACGGCUGCCAGGCCCCCUCACCCGAGGACACUGUGGCCAAGGCACUGGACAGCUUGUGUGUGACCGAGGAGAACGGCUGUCAGGAACCGUCGCCCGAGCUUGCUGUGGCCAAAGCAGUAGACAAUUUCUGUGUGACCCAGGGAGCAUCUCCUCAGCAUUUCAUGACAAAUAAAGGUGGGGGGGAAUUAACAGGUCAUCUCUGAGGUGUGGGGUGGGUUGUAGUUCUCCACUACCACUCUCACAAAGGUGUUUGUGACGCAUAAAUUAAUGUUUAUUAAAAUACACAGUGGUGAACAUCUCCACAUCUAUUUCUACAAACACACGGGCAGUCUCGUAGACAGAAAUCCCGAUAAUCUGCCCCCAUCACCACCCUUCGCGUUCAGUUGUCCUAGUGUUGCUUCUAAGAGGGUGGGGCUGGUCUGCUGUCCAUGUUCGUGGAAGCUUGUGUUAAAUUAGCAGAGUCAAACUGUAUCUGUGGGCACACUUCACCUUAUCUCCACAGAUCCGGCUCCCUGGGAAGGGGUGGGCAUCUCUGCUACGAUUUACAAGAAUUGGAGAGCACCAGGUUGAGACCCUGGUGGGAGGGGAGGUCAAUAGGCCUGUGCCCUUUUGUUAACCCUCUCCUACCCCAGGCAGCUGGUCAGCUCAGUAAACCUAUUUCUGCACAGAGAAGGAGAGGGAAGGUUCCUUGUCUCUGCACAGGGUGAGGGGAAGGAGUUAAGGGGAGGUGGAAGGAUCUGGCUGUCCUUCCCCCACAGCCCCCCCCCCCACCACCAUGCUUGCCCAGUCACCCUGAACAGCCAGGUUGCUGGGGGGGGGGGGGUGGUGUGUGGUCUCUGGGAUCAUGCUGUGCCCCCAU
Mobula hypostoma (lesser devil ray) is the source of this 1913-nucleotide messenger RNA. RefSeq names its product FtsJ RNA 2'-O-methyltransferase 1 (gene ftsj1). Lineage: Eukaryota; Metazoa; Chordata; Chondrichthyes; Myliobatiformes; Myliobatidae. Gene Ontology annotation, cellular component: cytoplasm. The record is from RefSeq and is a predicted model, not a curated record. Gene Ontology annotation, biological process: tRNA methylation; cytoplasmic translation. Gene Ontology annotation, molecular function: tRNA methyltransferase activity.